GUAGACCCUCGCUAAACCCUUCGUCGGAAUUUACAAUAGAGAGAGAGAGAGAGAGAGAGAGAGAGAGAGAGAAUGUGGCAGAGGAUCCGGACGAUACCGACGAUCCUGAAGAAGAGCGGAGCACUCCAUGGCACGGUUAGGGAGGCGACGUCUUCAUCGGCGGUGGGUUCAAGAGCUCUGCUCCGGGGGACGCCGUACAGGUUGUUCCCUUCGACAGUAGCAAGGAGCUCGGGCUUCGGGUUCAGCUCUCUCCCUAAGGGUAGCAGUUUGCCUUGUUGGAGGAAUAUGUCUACUGCCUUUCCUGUUGCCGCGGGAAGCAAGGGGGGCUUGAAGCUACUAGUGACUGGAGGGCCAAAGGCACAGAAAUUGGUUGGCAUCUGGCUCUUUGGUUCUGCUGCUUGGGUCUUUAGUAUGGUCGUACUAGGGGGUGUCACACGACUAACCCGCUCCGGUCUCUCAAUGACUGAUUGGAAAUUUACUGGUAAUCUUCCUCCUCUCACGGACGAGGAUUGGUUGAAAGAAUUCGAGAAAUACAAGCAGUCUCCUGAAUAUAAACAGGUGAACAGAGGGAUGAGCAUUGAAGACUUCAAGUUUAUAUACUGGAUGGAAUAUGCCCAUCGUAUGUGGGGAAGGGCUCUAGGCAUCAUGUUUGCUUUACCCUUCUCAUAUUUUCUCCGAAAGGGAUACAUAACUGUACGCCUCGGUCUAAAGCUCUCAGCUCUUUUCGCUCUCGGGGCUGGGCAGGGUCUGAUUGGUUGGUGGAUGGUCAAGAGUGGCUUAGAAGAGCCACCAUCUGAAUACGUCCAACCACGGGUAAGCCCAUAUAGACUCGCCGCUCAUCUUACUUCUGCAUUUGCUAUUUAUUGUGGCCUCUUUUGGACUGCUUGUUCUGUGGUUAUGCCUGAACCACCUGCCGAAUCAGUAGCAUGGGUCCGUGGGGCAGCUAAAGUAAAAAGAAUCGCCCUCCCUGUGAGCUUGCUUGUUGGUUUAACAGCUAUCUCAGGAGCGUUUGUUGCUGGAAAUGAUGCAGGUCAUGCGUAUAACACUUUUCCGAAGAUGGGAGACACGUGGAUCCCCGAUGACAUUUUCGAAAUGAAGCCACUGCUCCGGAACUUCUUUGAGAACACUUCAUUAGUCCAGUUUGACCACCGUGUUCUCGCAACCGCAACUUUGGUCUCAAUUGGCGUUCUAUGGUGGUCAACCAGGAAGUUGGACAUACACCCUGCGGUUAGAUCUUUAAUCGGGACCGCCCUUGGCAUGGCUGCUCUGCAGGUCACUUUAGGGAUAUCGACACUCUUAUCAUAUGUGCCGGUCUCUCUCGGCACUGCCCAUCAAGCUGGGGCUCUGACGCUUCUGACCUUAAUGGUCUUGCUCAAUCACACCGUUCGCAAGCCUUCUGCGUCUCUCCUCAAAUCUCUGCCCCAAGUCGUAAAGGCGAUCCAAUGAGUCAAAACUCAACCGCUUAUGACAGUUUUGUGGCGGCUUCUUUUUUUUUUUUUUUGUGUGGGCAGUCUAAUUAGGUGUGCCAUGUUAAUUAUUCAUUGAACAUCCCACAUGUAUCCCCUCUCCGGGAAAUUGAUUGGAUUUCAAUUUUUUUUUUUCCCCUGUCAGGGGAUUCCAUUUUUCCGCCGCUUAUUAUACUGUUGGAAAAGGGACGAUGGAAUAUGAAUGAUUAUGAUA
This is a messenger RNA of Punica granatum (pomegranate), 1680 nucleotides long. The record is from RefSeq and is a predicted model, not a curated record. Lineage: Eukaryota; Viridiplantae; Streptophyta; Magnoliopsida; Myrtales; Lythraceae.